AUGGUUGCUGCUCGUCUGCUCCGUCCCGCCGCGCGGCUCCUGCGACCCUCACCAUCCAUCCGCCCAACAGCUACCUUCCAGCGAGUAUCCGCGCCGACAGCGUCGAGAUGGCGGACCUACGCUUCCGAGAACGGACCGAAAGAGAUGACUGUGCGUGAUGCGUUGAACGAGGCCCUGGCGGAGGAGAUGGAGGUGAAUCCCAAGGUCUUCAUCCUCGGUGAAGAGGUGGCCCAGUACAACGGAGCAUACAAAGUCACAAAGGGCCUUCUCGACCGCUUUGGGGAGAAGCGGGUCAUCGACAGCCCCAUCACGGAGUCGGGCUUCGCUGGCCUAUGUGUCGGCGCCGCCCUAGCAGGCCUCCACCCUGUCUGCGAGUUCAUGACGUUCAACUUUGCUAUGCAAGCCAUUGACCAAGUCAUCAAUUCGGCAGCCAAGACCCACUACAUGUCUGGUGGCAUCCAACCAUGCAACAUUACCUUCCGCGGGCCCAAUGGCUUUGCGGCCGGCGUGGCCGCGCAGCAUUCGCAAGACUACUCGGCAUGGUACGGAUCGAUCCCCGGCCUCAAAGUCGUCGCUCCUUACUCCUCCGAAGACGCCAAGGGACUGCUAAAGGCAGCCAUCCGAGAUCCUAAUCCCGUUUGCGUACUCGAGAACGAGCUCUUGUAUGGCUUGUCAUUCCCCAUGAGCGAGGCGGCGCAGAAGGACGACUUUGUCUUGCCUUUCGGCAAAGCCAAGAUCGAGCGUCCCGGCAAGGACCUGACGAUCGUCACCCUCUCGCGCAACGUCGGCCUCUGUCUCGUAGCGGCGGAUGCGCUCAAGAGCAAGUACGGCGUGGAGGCUGAAGUCAUCAAUCUCCGUUCCAUCAAGCCCCUGGACAUUGAGGCCAUUGUGAAUUCCGUCAAAAAGACUGGUCUGAUGAUGGCGGUGGAAUCGGGCUUCCCCAUGUUCGGCGUGGGCGCGGAACUCAUUGCACUGACGGUCGAGUACGCGUUCGACUACCUCGAUGCGCCGCCGGUGCGCGUGACUGGCGCGGAAGUGCCCACCCCGUACGCACAGAAGCUGGAGGAGAUGAGCUUCCCGACACCCGAGCUCAUCACCGAGUACGCCGCGAAGCUGUUGAAAGUUUGA
Messenger RNA from Neohortaea acidophila, 1128 nucleotides. Its product is annotated as pyruvate dehydrogenase E1, beta subunit. Bases 1 to 1128 code for a protein of 375 amino acids. NCBI's taxonomy places the organism in Eukaryota, Fungi, Ascomycota, Dothideomycetes, Mycosphaerellales, Teratosphaeriaceae. Gene Ontology annotation, molecular function: pyruvate dehydrogenase (acetyl-transferring) activity. The record is from RefSeq and is a predicted model, not a curated record. The transcript has 3 exons. Gene Ontology annotation, biological process: pyruvate decarboxylation to acetyl-CoA.